AUGAAAAACAAAUGUUUCGUUGCCUUCGAAGUAGUGGGCGAGCGGCGAGUCGGAGCGGAGCGUUUCUCAAUCCGUAGCUAUCCAAUCACCGCCACACCACACGGGGCGGGAGUGGGGAAUGUUGUGCUUCCCGGGGUUGGCAUAGACAAUCUUUUGCGUGCGUUGCGUGCGAGGGAAUGUCUAUGCCAACCCCGGGAAGCACACCAUUCACCCACUAGUGUGGGCGACGAUGGGUUGGCUUUCGAGUUUACUUUAGCUUGGGGUUGUCCUCGGUUAUGCUUUUGUGUUGGGAGUACGGCCACCAAACCUUCUCAAUGCACGGGUACGUCGGGGAUGGCUUUCGGCGGGGUUGAUGAAGAAGCUAGUCAAUUGUUGGCCACACGAACACACGUGGUGACGAUGGGUGGGCUUUGGGUGAACUUCAGCUUGGGGUUGUCUUCGGUUAUGCUUUUGUGUUGGGAGUACGGCCACCAAACCUUCUCAAUGCACGAGCAUUGCUUGUGUGUGCACGGUGCGAGCCCAAUGCACAAGCAAGUCGAGGAUGACAAUCUCAAGAGUAGCAAUGAUGCCGCAAAAUAUCGGUUGCCUUCGGAGUAG
Molecule: messenger RNA, 597 nt
Organism: Prunus armeniaca (apricot)
Lineage: Eukaryota; Viridiplantae; Streptophyta; Magnoliopsida; Rosales; Rosaceae
Source: the annotation of a GenBank genome assembly